AGCGGCCCCGAGGGGCCGGGUGGACAACCCGGGGAGAGGGGAUCGCGGCCGCGAUAGGGACAGGCCGGGGCCUCGGGAUACGGCGAGGGCAGGCCCAGGAGGAUAGGCUGGAUCCUCGGGAGAGCCGGGGGGAUAGCAGCCCGCGGCGGAUGUGGAGACGUCCCCUGUACAGGAGACGGCAGGACAGUCCCAGGGUGGGGGCCGGGGAGAUGUUCCCAUGGAGGACCGGCCCGGGGAUCGGAGCCAGGGAGAGUAUGGGGGUGUAGACUGACCCUCCGCGACCUUACGCCGAGCCGGAGUUAUCCUUGUCCCGCCGUCCCGCAACGUGGUGUCCGGGGCUCCAGCUGCCCCCGGUUGGGCGGCUGUGGCUCCGGACGGGGGUUAGUCAGCGUCCCAGGGUCCGGGUGUUUGGGGAGUCCCUGGGACAUCAUUAGUUCUGUAAACCUGGAUUCAAGGGGACAAAUGUUGGGAUUGAGGGUGGAGAGAUAAUGCUGUGUUUUGAUGGGUCUGCUGGGGGUGGGUGAGGAGGCUCGGACCCGUUGGGAGUGUGUAUGGGGUCUUGAGGUACUUUGUUUUAUUCUGACGCCGUUCUGUAUGAAUCCUGCAGAUUAAUAGAUUAAUUAAGUGUUUGUAUUCUCUGGGGUGGGGGAGGACUGUGUCUUUGUGCAGAGAUAUGCUGGCUCACAUGGGGCCGUACUGGGGCAUUGCUACAAGUCUGUACUGUCAGUGUGUUGUGGUAGAGUUGUGCCCUAGUGUUUUAAAUCCCCACCCUGCCCUCGUACAAACAGGGUUUACAAAUUCCUUCCCCAGCCUGGCCUGCCACGGGAGAAACCUGUUGCGAUUGCUGCCCAGAUACAAAUGAAAACCAGAGCUUCUGGAAUGACUCAGAAUGUUCAAAACUUUUUUUUGUUGUUUUUUUUUCUCUCUCGAUUUAAACCAAAACUAGUUUCUCCAACACAGGGGAAAGUUUCACAGUUUUGGUUCCUCGCUGCUAAUUUCAACCCUGUGUUCUUUCCGGCGCUUCGAGUAUGAUCACCAGUCAUUGUUCCUGUUCUUGGCAGGGCAGCAGGGGGAAUUAGGAAUUCUCUGUACACCGUUUUUUUCUGUGGGGUGUGAGGGCCCCUGCGUAUCACCUCCCCCGACCCCACCCCAGAGAGGGUCUGUCCCUGAGUCACCCCUUCCUCAGCCUGCCAGGAACUGGCAGCUGUUGCCAAGGGAGUAAUUCGCUGAAGGUCUUGCACCCUGUGUGUUCAAGUCGUAGAGAAGUACAGCACAGAAACAGGUCCUUCGGCCCAUCUAUUCCAUGCUGAACCAUUUAAACUGCCAUUAACCCAGACCGGGACCGUAGCCCCCAUAUCCCUACCAUCCAUGUGCCUAUCCACACUUCUCUUAAACAUUGAAAUCGAAUUAGCAUGCACCACUUGUGCUGGCAGCUCGUUUCACCCUCUGAGUGAAGAAGCUCCCCGUCAUGUUCCCCUUCAACUUUUCGCCUUUCACCCAAGACCUCAAGUUGUACUCCCACCCAACCUCAGUGGAAAAAGCCUGCUUAUUCACCCUGCCUAUAGCCCUCAUAAUCUUGUAUGGCUCGAUCAAGCCUCCUCUCUGUGGUCUAGCUGGUGGGUGGGAGGGAUGCUUCAGAAUGCCCAUCCGUGUGGUGUGCAGCAUGGGUAGAUAGUCAUAAAGUCACAGGCCCUUCAGCCCAAUUUAGUGCCGUCCCGUCUGCCUGCAUUUGGCCCCCAGCCCCCUCUCCAUGUGCUGAUGUAGGUGGUUUUUAAAUACUAAAUAUACCCACCCCCAAACACCAUCUCUGGCAGCUCGCUCCAAAUAUGGGAAGAAGCUGUCCCUGACAUCUCUUUUAAAAUCUCCUGCCUUGGAUCUUAAAUCUGUGCCCUUUUUGCAUUUGGUGCCCCCUCCCUGGAGGAAAAGGAGUAUGUGUUGUGUCUCCUUGUCUGCGUUCCCAAAAUGCUUCACCGCACAGUUGUUGGGAUUAAAAUCCAUUUGCCACUGUCCUGUCAAACUUUCCAUCUUGUUGUUCAAAGCUCCAGGGCCUAGAAUUCCAGGAGGGGCCAGUGCCUUGCAAAGUCAGAUUCAAGCCCAUUAUCAUUGGCACAGGGCUCCACCGUUAGCGUGACUCGCUUGCAGCUCCCGAGCGCCGAGUUACAUUCUGACGCUGUUCUGUAAGGAAUCUCUCCAUGUCCUCCCUGUGGAAUGUGUGGGUGCUCUGAUUUUCCUUCCCACAGUCCAAACACGUUUAUUGGUCAUUGUAAAUUGUGACGUUAUUGGGUUAGGGUUAACUGGGGUUGCUGGGGCAGUCUGGCUGGAGGAGCUGGGAAGGUUUACUCCACAUUGUAUUGCUAAAUAAACAAGGGUCUAAUUGUACUGUGAAAUUUGUUGUCUUGUGGCAGCAGGAGAUUAAAAAGAAAUCACUAGGUCACAAAAAUAAAGGUGAAGCAAAAAGGAAUAAUAAGAAGCAGUGUUUAGAAAUCUGAUGGGGAGGUGAAGAAACUGUACCUCCUCCCUGAAGACAGUAAUGAGGGGAGGAAAAUCUGUGGAAUUCAUUGUGGAGGAAACAGUCAUUUAGUAUAUUUAAAGUGCAGGCUGAUCUGUUCUUGAUUAGUCUGGUCGUCAAAGGUUAUGGGGAGAAGGCAGGAGAGUGGGGUUGAAGGGAUCAUAAAUCAGCCUUGAUGGAAUGGCGGAGCAGACUCGAUGGGCUGAAUGGUCGCAUUCUGCUGCUUAUGAUGGAGCCACCUUCUCGAGGCACCGCCUGUUUGGAGAUGUCCUCCGACGAUAGUGGAGAUGUGCCGCUGGGACCCGCUGAUGUCACCGUGAACCCCUGAGGGGCAACUGGAACCGACAGUGUGAACAGCCUUGCACAGGUAACGAUGGGAUCGGCGGCAGACAGCUACGUCAAGGAGUUUACGCGACAUUCCACCGACAUGAUGCUCAACCUGAAUGAGAUGCGGAAGCGGGAAAUCCUGACCGAUGUCAAGGUUCUGGUGGAGGGCCAGGAGUUCAGGGCGCACAAGGCUGUGCUCGUGGCCUGCAGUGGCUUCUUCUAUUCCAUCUUUUCGGAGCAGACGAAGAGGCACGUCACUCUGCUGACCCUGCCCCGCGGGGUAACUGCGGGGGGCUUCCGCCUACUGCUCGACUUCAUGUACACGUCCUGCCUACCGCUGGAUGUGGGGUCGGUGGCCGAGGUCCUCACCGCUGCCAGCUACCUGCAGAUGGAGCACGUGGUCGAGACCUGCCGGAGUUUUGCCCACUUCAGGGCCCCGUUCACUCACACGUUUCUCAAGUCGCUGGAGACUCCGCAUGCAAGUCAGCCGCUCCCCUUCCUGCCGCCAGGCUCCUUGUUCCCGGGCCGGCCCCUGGCCCCACCGCUGGGAGGCUGCGGCCUGCUGCCGGAGUCUGCCUUCCACUUCCCUGCCGGCUGCCAGGCCCCGCACAAGGCGGUGGUGGACAGUGGCGGGCGAAGUGCCUGGCUCAGCGCCUUCCAGGGGCCGGGGGCCGGGCUGGGUGCGCGGGGCGCUGCCCACAGGGCGGACGUCGGAAAGGCAGUAGCCUCGGGCGGGGAGAGCGGCAAGCCGUCUCCUCCGGUCCCCGACAGCCCGCAGCGCUCGGACUGCAGGCCCAACUCUCCCACGGAGUCCAAGAGCGCCGGGCUGGAACGCAGCCCGCCCCCGGGCGACCAGGCGCCCACCCCGGGGCCUCCGCCUGACCCCAAGGCCUGCAACUGGAAGAAGUACAAAUUCAUCGUGCUCAACUCACUAAACCAGGUUGGCAGGUCCCAGCCCCAGGCUCGGCCCGAGCCCCAUGGCGACCGGAGCCCCAGCAGCCCCGAGGUGGAGGGCGAGGAAGAGGCGGCCCAUGGUGAAGAAGUCAGCCGGUCUUCAUCGGACUCCCGGGAAUCCCAGAGCCUGUCCGUCUGCUCGGUGUGUGAGCUGCAGUGUGAGCAUGCCUCAGAGUUCUGUCACCGGAUCCUGGACGAGCAGCCCGGAGAGGAGGUCCCGGAGUGCCACUCGGAAUUCUCUGACAGCGGAUCAGAGAAUGGCCUCUUCUCCUGCCGGGCCUGCCAUCUGAAGCUGCCGGACGAGGAGUCACUGCAGCAGCACUUCCUGCAUGUCCACAGCGACGACAAGCCCUACAAAUGCGACAUGUGCCACCAUUCCUUUCGGUACAAGGGCAACCUGGCCAGUCACAAGACUAUCCACACAGGAGAAAAGCCCUAUCGCUGUAAUGUCUGUGGAGCCCAGUUCAACCGGCCAGCCAACCUGAAGACCCACACCCGCAUCCACUCUGGGGAGAAGCCAUACAAGUGUGAGACGUGCGGGGCCAGGUUUGUGCAGGUUGCUCACCUUCGAGCUCACGUCCUGAUCCACACCGGUGAGAAGCCGUAUCCCUGUGAAACGUGCGGGACACGUUUCCGACAUCUUCAGACACUGAAGAGCCACAUCAGGAUCCACACUGGAGAAAAGCCAUAUCAUUGUGAAAAAUGUGACCUGCACUUCCGACACAAGAGCCAACUGCGCCUGCACCUGCGGCAGAAACACGGUGCUGUCACUAACACCAAAGUCCGUUACAAGGUGAUCCCUGAGCUCCAGACCUGCUAGAGGAGGAGCUCGCUGAGGCACGCUGGCCGUCCCCUUCGCUGCUACGACCUGCGGAGGCAGCCUUACCUUCCCUCCAGCACGACCACCACUGACUGCCAGCAGAAUUGACCUCUGGCGAGGGCCAGGGGUUCCGGGACGUGUUGCGGGGGAGUGUUUUGGGUGGAGUUUGCUGAAGGACGUUGUACAGAGUGGUGCUGGGGCUUUCGGGUUAGGUUGGGGAGAACGCUUACCUGCUAUGUUAAUAGGUGGGUGCUCAAGAAAUGCUG
Molecule: messenger RNA, 4876 nt
Organism: Mobula hypostoma (lesser devil ray)
Lineage: Eukaryota; Metazoa; Chordata; Chondrichthyes; Myliobatiformes; Myliobatidae
Product: B-cell lymphoma 6 protein-like
Exons: 10
Coding region: 2883-4610 (575 amino acids)
Biological process (GO): regulation of transcription by RNA polymerase II
Cellular component (GO): nucleus
Molecular function (GO): DNA-binding transcription factor activity, RNA polymerase II-specific; protein binding
Source: RefSeq, a predicted model, not a curated record